Molecule: messenger RNA, 2311 nt
Organism: Raphanus sativus (radish)
Lineage: Eukaryota; Viridiplantae; Streptophyta; Magnoliopsida; Brassicales; Brassicaceae
Product: protein CHUP1, chloroplastic
Exons: 6
Coding region: 321-2165 (614 amino acids)
Biological process (GO): chloroplast organization
Cellular component (GO): chloroplast outer membrane
Source: RefSeq, a predicted model, not a curated record
AUUAAAGUUGUCAUAAGACACAGGCAGAUAAAGAAAAGAACCAAGGCACCUUGCCAAAAGCCUCAAAGGGGUUCUUCUUGUUUCCUUCUUUUUAAAUUUUGAAUCUAAGUUGAAACGAAGAAGGUCCUCGUUAUACGUGCAUGUGUAACACUACUUCAAAUCUUAAUAUAAAGCAUAGUUUCUAUUUCAUAUGCUAAAUAUCCAUUAUUCUUCCAACGGUCGAAAAAGGCCCAAACUUUGAAUCAUCAGUCAUCACUCUCACUCCCUCUCUCUCUCUCUCUAUAGUUCUGAAGCUUUCUUUCUCAUUAUCAUCAUCAUCAAUGGUGGCUGGUAAGGUCCGCGUAGCCAUGGGUUUUCAUAAAUCUCCUUCAACCAAACCAAAAGACAUCACUUCUCCUCCUCCACUUCCUCUCCCCCCUCAGCCUCCUCCGCUCCUUAAACCGACUUCCGGUUCUGCUACUAAACCGUCGAAUCCCGUUUCUAAUCAGAAACCCGGUUUCGCUCGCUCCUUCGGCGUCUACUUCCCACGCGCCUCAGCUCAAGUACACAAUGCUUCCUCCCGCUCCGACCAAAACGCACUCGUCUCGGACCUUCGCCGUCAGGUGGAGGACCUCCGCGAGAGAGAAGCUCGCCUGAAGACGGAGGUCCUCGAGCUCAAGCUGCUCAGGGAAUCCGUCUCCGUCGUCCCGCUGCUCGAGUCGCAGAUCGCGGAGAAGGACGGCGAAAUCGAGGACUCGAGGACGGAGACGGCGAGAUUAGCGGAGGAGAACGGGAGGUUAAGGCGCGAAAUCGAGAGGAGCGAGAAGGAGACGGCGGAGCUGAGGAAACUCGUCUCGUCGCUGAGGGAGAGUGACGAACACGCGCUCUCGGUCUCUCAGAGGUUUCAGGGUUUAGUGGACGCGUCGGCGAAAUCGAGUCUGAUCAGGAGCUUGAAACGGGUCGGGUCGAUGAGAAAUAUACCCGACCCACCCGACCCGGUUCGGAACCGAGAGGACGUCAAGGCCGUUACGUCCGUUGACAUUGACAGGAAAGACGAGAUCGAGGAACUCAACGUGGCAUCGCUCUCAACCGUCAGAUCUAGGGUUCCCAGAGUCCCUAAACCACCGCCUCAACGGUCAUUUUCAUCCGGAGAUUCCACGGCGAACAGAGCCGAUCCUCCGCCACGGAGAACGAAUCCACCUCCUCCUCCGCCUCCACCACCACAUCCUCCGUGCGUUUCCAAAUCUCCGCUUCCACCUCCACCGUCACAUCCUCCGUCCGUUUCCAAACCUCCGCCUCCACCGCCGCCGCCGCCGAAGAGUUUAAAGAUCGCGUCGGAGAAAGUGACAAGAGUACCGGAAGUUGUCGAGUUUUACCACUCGUUGAUGAGAAGAGACUCCACAAACUCGAGGAGAGAUUCCACCGCCGCAGAGGCAGUACUCGCUAGCUCAAACGCUAGAGACAUGAUCGGAGAAAUCGAAAACCGAUCGGUUUAUCUACUCGCGAUAAAAACCGACGUGGAAACGCAAGGAGACUUCAUAAGGUUCCUGAUCAAGGAAGUCGAAAACGCAGCGUUUUCGGACAUAGAAGACGUGGUGCCUUUCGUGAAAUGGCUCGACGACGAACUCUCUUACCUGGUCGACGAGAGAGCAGUGUUGAAACACUUCGAGUGGCCGGAGCAAAAGGCAGACGCUUUGCGUGAAGCAGCGUUUUGUUACUUCGAUCUGAAGAAACUCGUAUCGGAAGCUUCUCGUUUCCGGGAAGACCCUCGCCAGCCUUCUUGCUCUGCUCUCAAGAAAAUGCAAGCUCUUUUCGAAAAGUUAGAGCAUGGUGUUUAUAGUCUGUCGAGGAUGAAGGAAUCAUCGGCGACAAAGUUCAAGACUUUCCAGAUUCCGGUUGAUUGGAUGCUCGAAACCGGCGUUACUAGUCAGAUUAAAUUGGCGUCAGUGAAACUAGCAAUGAAGUAUAUGAAGAGGGUAUCUGCAGAGCUGGAAGCCAUUGGAGGCGGUGGCCCUGAAGAGGAAGAGCUUAUAGUUCAAGGUGUCAAAUUUGCAUUCCGUGUUCACCAGUUCGCAGGAGGAUUUGAUGCAGAGACAAUGAGGGCAUUUCAAGAGCUAAGGGAUAAAGCGAGAUCAUGUCAUAUUCAAUGUCAAAGCCAAACUCAUCAACAUAUAAGCUCAUGUUGAAGCAAUCUUAGCUUCAUAUAUAUAUAUAUAUAUAUAUAUCCACAUCAUUGGUAUUUUUCGUCAUUUUCUCUCUUAAAUUUGUUUUUUUUCCUUUCUUUAAAGACAGAUAAAUCAUGUGAAUAUACGGAAACUCUUCUUGCUACAAA